Molecule: messenger RNA, 1300 nt
Organism: Arabidopsis lyrata subsp. lyrata
Lineage: Eukaryota; Viridiplantae; Streptophyta; Magnoliopsida; Brassicales; Brassicaceae
Product: F-box protein At3g19470
Exons: 2
Coding region: 77-1204 (375 amino acids)
Molecular function (GO): protein binding
Source: RefSeq, a predicted model, not a curated record
AUCGAAUCCUUAAGGGAUUGUUAUAUAUCGAGAGGCCGAAGAAAUCGGUAAUCACAGAGAGAGGAAAAAUAAGAAGAUGUCCAAUCUUCCAAGAGAUUUGUCGGAGGAGGUGCUCUGUAGAAUUCCGUUGACAUCUCUGAGGCCUGUCCGAUCUACUUGCAAAAAGUGGAGCACUUUAUCCAAAUGUGGGAGCUUUGCAAAGAAGCACCUUGCUCAAGCAAAAGUAGCAGAAGCAAAGGAGUUCAUGGUGGUCAUGAUGAUGAAUUUUAGGGUUUAUUUGAUGAGAGUCAAUCUUCAAAACACGGUUGAAUCAUCAUGUAUAAAACGCGAAGCUAAACUUAUUGGCUUAGGCGAUGAUGAACUUGAUAUAUCUCAAGUCUUUCACUGCGACGGUUUAUUGUUAUGCAUCAGCAUCACCAAAGACAAGACUAGGCUCGUGGUUUGGAACCCCUAUUGGGGGCAUACCCGUCCAAUCGAGCCCACACAUCAAUUCAACAAACUCGAUAGCUAUUCGUAUGCUCUCGGAUACGACAAGAGCAGCGAAUCCCACAAAAUCUUGAGGGGUAUUACUUGUUUGAAGCCCCAUUUUGAUGAGUUCAAAAUCUACGAUUUUAACUCUGAUUCAUGGAGGGUUCUUGAUGUCACUCCAGACUGGCACUUAAGGACUAUUCACCAUGGCGUGUCUCUCAAGGGAAAUGCGUACUGGUUUGCUGAAGAGAAGUAUUCCGAAACCAGAGAAAUAGACGAUUUUUUCUUAGUCUGUUUUGAUUUCACAAGAGAGACAUUUGGGCCGCCUUUGCCUCUUCCGUUUGAGUUUGCUGUUUCUGAAGAUGCUAUGAGUGUAUCUAGUGUUAGAGAAGAGCAGCUUGCUGUUUUAUAUCAGCCGUGGGAUACAUUAAAGAUGGAGAUCUGGGUUACGUCUAAGAUUGAGCCCAACGCGGUCUCCUGGAACAGCAAGGUGUUCUUAUCAGUGAGUUUAAAACAACUCAUUGGCCCUCAGUUUCAUUUUUAUUUGGGGAGUUUCUUCAUUGACGAGGAGAAGAAAGUCGCUGUGGUUUUUGAUAAAGACUACAAAGAUAAGCGCAACAUGGCUUACAUCAUUGGAGUGGAUGGAUCCUUUAAAGAAGUGGAUCUUGGAGAAUCAGACGUAAGGUGUUACCCACUCGUGUGCUCUUAUGUUCCAAGUCUAGUGAAACUUAAUUAGUCGACCAUCUAUUUCUUGCUUGUUUUUUUUUCUUUCUCUUUUGUCAUCUUCUUUGAACAAGAUCAUUAGUUUCUCAAUAAAAUUUGAUUUUGUUUC